AUGAAUGUCUUACCUAAAGUACCCGAAACGGACGAAUGCAUACAUAUUGUUCAACUACUCCGGGGCAAUGAAACUGUUCACCGAUCAGUUACCAUGCUCAAAAGUCUCCUGUACUUCCAACACCGACUCCCAGCAAAUAAGAUAGAAGUAACUUCGACCUCCACAUGCUUGAAUGACACACGUGCGGAGUACACACGCACCGCCAUUCAUGUGCAUGUCAUUGUGGAGAGGGCAACACUCCCGUUGGUCCAAGCCACAUACAGCAAGUGGAAUGUCAAGGACUUUUACUGGCAUUUUUAUGACAUGGACAAAUACCUGCAUCUGGGGAAGUGGAUUCCUAACAGGCAUGAGUCUGGGAUAACUAGUCUGAUGAAGAUUUUUCUACCAACAAUGUUACCCGAUCGAUUGGAGAAAGUGAGUUAUUUUGGUUGA
Molecule: messenger RNA, 432 nt
Organism: Dicrocoelium dendriticum
Lineage: Eukaryota; Metazoa; Platyhelminthes; Trematoda; Plagiorchiida; Dicrocoeliidae
Source: the annotation of a GenBank genome assembly